Molecule: messenger RNA, 1703 nt
Organism: Myxozyma melibiosi
Lineage: Eukaryota; Fungi; Ascomycota; Lipomycetes; Lipomycetales; Lipomycetaceae
Exons: 2
Coding region: 81-1502 (473 amino acids)
Biological process (GO): cellular response to oxidative stress; cell redox homeostasis; glutathione metabolic process
Cellular component (GO): mitochondrion; cytosol
Molecular function (GO): glutathione-disulfide reductase (NADPH) activity; flavin adenine dinucleotide binding; NADP binding
Source: RefSeq, a predicted model, not a curated record
UCUUCGCCGUCUCCCUUCUGCCCAUCCGUCAUUAUAAAUCCCCAUCUUCUCCCUCUUUUUUCUCAUCAGAUAAUAAGAUAAUGGCUCCCAUUGUUAAACAUUACGAUUACCUUGUCAUUGGCGGUGGUUCUGGUGGUCUUGCCUCGGCUCGUCGUGCUGCUAGCCGCUAUGGCGUCAAGGCUGCGAUUAUCGAGGGUUCCGGCCGUCUUGGAGGAACUUGUGUCAACGUUGGAUGUGUUCCCAAGAAGAUCAUGUGGCAGGCGGCCGACAUCAGAAAGCGUCUUGAAGAUGCCAAAAACUACGGCAUGGACGUUGGCUCGCUGCCCAAGUUUGACUGGUUCAACUUUGUCGAGAAGCGCGAGGCAUACAUCCGUCGUCUGAACGGGAUCUACGAGCGCAACCUCGUCAAGGACAACGUCGACUACAUCUCUGGCUGGGCGCGCUUCACGGGCGAUAAGGGCGAGAAGAAGGUCGAGGUCUCGCUGCUCUCUGGUGAGACUGCGUACUACACCGCCGAUCACAUCCUUGUCGCUACCGGUGGAUACGCGUCCGUUCCUACUGACAUCCCCGGUGCGAACUACGGUACCACCUCGGACGGCUUCUUCCAGCUCAAGUCGCAGCCGAAGCGCGUGGCCGUUGUUGGUGCCGGAUACAUUGGCGUUGAGCUUGCCGGUGUCUUCAACGGACUCGGCACCGAGACUCAUCUCUUCAUCCGUGGAGAGACCGUCUUGCGUCACUUUGAUCCCAUGGUCCAGGAGGCGAUCACCACCCGGUACAUCAAGCACGGCGUCAAAGUCCACAAGAAAGCCAAGGCGUUUGAGAAAGUCGUCAAGCUUCCCUCCGGCGCGCUGGAGAUCACGGUCGAGGAUGAGAGCGGAAAGCAGGUCGUCGAGGUCGACGCGCUUAUCUGGGCCAUCGGACGCGGUGCAAACACCUCCGGCCUCAAUCUCGACAUCCCCGGAAUCGCGACCAACAAGGUCGGCCAGAUCGAGUCUGACGAGCUCCAAAACACAAACAUCCCCGGCGUCUACGCGCUCGGAGACGUUAUCGGCUGGGUCGAAUUGACCCCUGUUGCUAUCGCCGCCGGCCGAAGACUUUCGGACCGCUUGUUUGGCGGCCCCCAGUUCAAGGACCGCAAGCUCGACUACACCAACAUCCCCACCGUCGUCUUCUCUCACCCCGAGGUCGGAACCAUCGGUCUCACCGAGCCCGAGGCUCGCAAGGAGUACGGCGACGACAAGGUCAAGGUGUACAACUCGUCCUUCAUCGGCAUGUACUACUCCGUCUUUGACAAGCAGGAGGACAAAGAGCAGACGAUCUACAAGCUCAUCGUUGCCGGUGAGGACGAGAAGGUUGUGGGUAUGCACAUCGUCGGUGACGCUUCUGCUGAGAUUUUGCAGGGAUUCGGCGUCGCGAUCAAGAUGGGCGCUACUAAGGCCGACUUUGACAACUGCGUUGCCAUUCAUCCCACUAGCGCCGAGGAGCUCGUUACCUUGGUUUAAAUAAUGAAGUUAGAGGAAGUUGGAUAGGAUAUGAUAUGUUUUUGACAGGAUCUACGUUGAAGAGAGAUUUAGUACGAAGGUAGAGACGGGAGAGAGGAGUUGUAAGCUUAUAAUCUCUCACAGUCUAGUAAUGCAGACGUUAUGAAAGAAAUGGAGUCCUCUAAGGAUAAGCCACUAAAAGAAAUGGAAAAUUGGUCGUAC